Brassica oleracea var. oleracea is the source of this 681-nucleotide messenger RNA. Its product is annotated as replication protein A 70 kDa DNA-binding subunit C-like. The record is from RefSeq and is a predicted model, not a curated record. The transcript has 5 exons. NCBI's taxonomy places the organism in Eukaryota, Viridiplantae, Streptophyta, Magnoliopsida, Brassicales, Brassicaceae. The coding region runs from base 1 to 681 and encodes 226 amino acids.
AUGGCCGGCUUUAACCCAGUUGCUGAUCUGAAACCCUUCAAAUCAAUGUGGAAGAUCAGGGUGAAGAUCAUACGCCUUUGGAAACAGUUUACUGCUGCUGGUGGUUUAACCAUAGAGAUGGUUCUUAUUGAUGCUAAUGGUGAUAAGAUUCAUGCAACUGUGAAGAAAGAAUUGGUUAACCAGUUCGAUAUCUUUCUUGCUGAAGGGAAAACAAAGAUGAUGAUCAACUUAUCACUAAAUCACUCAUGUGGCUCCUACAGAACAACAAAUCAUCUUUACAAGAUCAGUUUCCUUGCGACUACCCGUGUCAAAAUCUGUGAGGAUUUGCCAAGAGCUAUUAAUGGGUUUCAACCUGUUAAUUACCGUGAGAUUCUUGAUGGUACACUCAACUCGGAUCAUUUGGUUGAUGUCAUAGGCCAGGUAGUGGAAGUUAGCCAAGUUGAUGUGUUGUCGGUGAAUGGAAAAGAUACCCAGAAUAUUACUUUGGAACUACGUGAUCUUGAGGAUGUUCGUCUUCCACUUGUGUUGUGGGGAAGCUUUGCUUCUGAUGUGAGUAAUGCGAUGCAGACCCGUCGUGAUGAAGCACUAAUUUAUGAUCGUAGCAUUUCAAAUGCGUAUAAUGUUUCAGAUGUCAGUUUGAAUCCAUACAUGACUGAGGUUGAAGAGUUUAAAUCUAAGUAA